UGCUGUGAAAACACCCAGACUGCCAUUUCGCUGCACUGCUUUUGCCCCUUCUGUCAGGAAGUCAGGCACUUCCUGAAACCAUACGCCUCGCAAGAGCUAUAGCGUUACCGUGACCUUUCUUAAAGCCUCCGGGUGUAGGGGAGAGGCAGGAAAAAGACAUAACGCGAAAUGUCUAGCGUUUCUGCCAUCCCCACGUACCGCCUCACCGGGCGGGGAGAGCCCCGGAGGAGGAGAGUCUAAAGGAGGGCCGUGCGAUGAGGCCGCAUCAGUGACGGGGCCCGAGGAGCCCGCUCUUGGGCCGGCCCCUCCACCGCCACCCGCGCACGGGCACUGCCGGCUCGGGGGAAGGGAGAGGAGGAGGAGGAGUGUGUGAGCGCGGCGAUGAGCUCAGCUCCGUCCCCCGGCGCCGCCUGAGGAGAGCCGGCCCCUCCCGCAGGCCGCCGCCGCCAUGGCUCACUCCCCCGUGCAGCCGGGCCUGCCGGGGAUGCAGACUCUGAAGGCAGAUCCAGAAGAACUGUUUACGAAACUGGAGAAAAUUGGUAAGGGCUCUUUUGGUGAAGUUUUUAAAGGAAUUGACAAUCGGACUCAGAAAGUGGUUGCUAUAAAAAUCAUUGACCUAGAGGAGGCUGAGGAUGAAAUCGAGGACAUUCAGCAGGAGAUUACGGUGCUCAGCCAGUGUGACAGUCCCUAUGUAACUAAAUAUUAUGGAUCCUAUUUAAAGGGACCUUUUGGCCAGCUUGCAUAAGGACUUGUGUUUAGAAGAGAACCUUUGGGCUCAUCUGUAUCUCCCUCCCCUCAAAGGGAUGGCAGCCCGAGGACAGCUAGCAUUCAUCCUGACGCCAAGAGACUUCAAAGGAGGUAAGCGCCUCAGAAAUGCUCCCCAGACAAAAUGCACUCAUCAGUCCUGCACCCCAGUGUGGUAAUAUUCUUCAGUGCAGCAUCACCAUCUCCUAAAAGUUUUUGAUCUUACUCCUUCAUGAAAAUCUUUUGAGAGCUCUUUAAGGCCUUAUCAGCUAGUUGCAGUCCUCAUGGGGAUUUGCAUCUCUGUCAGUAACUCCUCUACUUUUGCUUAAGAAUAUGCCCUUAGUGUGAGGCAAAAGGUGCUAGCUACACUUCCUGGCUUUGUGCUCGGACAUAUGCUCCCCUCCAUCUCUUGGUUUGUCUUUCAUAUUUUGGAUGAGACUUAAAACUUGAACUUGUCUCAAUUCAUAUUUCUUUAAGAUAAAAGGGGAAAAAAAACAUGCUUGCUCUUCACAGUUUUAAAGUUCCCUUUUUUCUUUCUCUUUUUUAAAUUAUUUUUAAAGUGGAUCUCUUAUCAUAUCCAGCAAAUUUCUGCCCAGCUCAUUGUAUGUUUAGGUUUUUAGAGAGUAUUGUCCCAGGAAAUGCAUGUAAUUCACCUGGAGGGCAAUAUGUCUUCAGGAAUCUUUUUGUCCUGUCAGAGAUGUCACCUGGAUGCAGCACAGCUGUUUGUAUCUCCUAAAUGCCUAUAGAAUAAUUACUUAGUAGAAAGAUAAAUUAAGAACAAGCAGGAAUGAAAAAACACUAAUCCCAUAAUAACUUAUUUGUAAAACAAGAGCAGAGCUCUCAGGGCUGAUUUCUGACUCUUCCCAACCUCUUUUUAGGUCAGUCAUAGGAAAGCUGAGCUAGAGAUCUUUUUCUUGUUCUUAUUACAGUGAACAUAUAAAACCCACUAGGAACAUACCUGAAAACACAGGGAAGGUUUUUCUUGCCUU
Coturnix japonica (Japanese quail) is the source of this 1733-nucleotide messenger RNA. NCBI's taxonomy places the organism in Eukaryota, Metazoa, Chordata, Aves, Galliformes, Phasianidae. The record is from RefSeq and is a predicted model, not a curated record.